UGAAACCUGUUCAUGGGCAAGCACUGUGACCAGGCUUAGAUCACAAAACAACUUAGGCCAAAAAUGGCUUCUCUUACGUCAAGAAAGCCAUGCCUGGUUCUCUUUCUCCAGGGACCCCUUACCUUAUGUGCUUACAGUGUCGGACCCUGGUCUGUGGGCACCAGGAGGCCCCAAGACACAAACCCUUCCUGCACAGCUGCACAGAUGGGAAGGGCCUAGAGGUCCAAGUUGGGAGCAGGAAGUCUCUGCCCUACCAUCCCUCUGUGCAGCACCAGGACCUUCCUUUAGGUGAAAACCUCAUCAGUCUCUCAAGACUGACAGUCAUCAAGUUCAGAUUCCUUUAUAAUUAUCAGGUAAUUAUGAUAACAACUACCUGUCAACAAACAGCACUGCCCUGAGGGGUGGGGAAGGAGCAGUUUCUGGGGAAGGUCAGGGAGGUGAGAGAAAUACCUUUCCAGCUGGACACUGCCCUUAUGAUUAAUCUGAGAGGGAGUGAGGUGGGGAGGUGGUGAGUGAAAAGAAUGCUGGAUCCUGGUCCCUUCCCCUGUGACGCUGCCCUUGAAUUAGACCCAGCUCUUCCUCUUCUGCAUCCUCAGCAUAGACAAGGGGGCGUGUCCCCUCUCCCUGUCCGGUUCCACCCAGGGCCAAGUGUAUCAGACUUUGGGGGGCCUUGUAUUUCAGGGGUUGCCUGUAUCUGAAGUGCAUUUGCCUUUCUUUUUCCUCCUGUUUCUCAUUCUGCACUGCCCUGGGGAGGUGGAACGUAACCCACUCUUUGCUCUGUGCUCUGCAUGCAGUCGGGAUGACCAGGGUGUCAUUUUCCUGGAGUGGACUGCAGGUGACAGACCCCUGGCCAGGGGAGGCCACAGGAAGGUCGUGGCAGUGGUGGCAGAUAACGUCCAUCUGUCCAUUUCUUCUACUACAGCAAGGAUCAUGUCUGAUGUCUGUUUUCCCCUUUACCAUUGAGCAUCUAGAAGAGUGAUUGGCAUGAUUGACCCAUAGUGGUGCUGGUUGAAUGAAUGGCUAUAUUGCAAAGUGAAACUUGCAGGGACUUCCCUGGAGGUCCAGUGGUUAAGACUUCACGCUUCCCCUCCAGGGUACACGAGUUCGAUCCCUGGUCGGGGAACUAAGAUCCUGCAUGCCACCCAGCGUGGCCAAAAAAAAAAAAAAAAGUUAAGCUUGGAGAGGCAAAUUUCAUUACAAAGUAUGGAAGAUGGAUUUAAGCCAUCAAUUAUUUAAGUUAUUUAUUUUAUUCGAACACACCACAUAUAAAAUUCUUGCAUCUACAUAAUAGUCAUUCAUAUAUGUCUGUACGUGUUACGUGGCAUAUACAUAUACAUCAUUUUUUCCUAAUGGCUAUGGGAAUAAAAAAAUGCUGGGACACAACUAUCUCAUUGAACUGAAGAGACAAUUUUGCAUCUUUAUUUAUUAUUAUUAUUUUAGAAUUUAUUUAUUUAUGUUGGCUGAGCUGGGUCUUAGUUGCAGCACGUGGGAUCUUCAUUGGUGGCAUGGGAACUCUUAGUUGCUGCAUGUGGGCUCUUAGUUGUGGCAUGUAGGAUCCAGUUCCUCGACCAGGGAUUGAACCCUGGAGCCCUGCAUUGGGAGAGUGGAGUCUUACCCACUGGACCACCAGGGAAGUCCAUAUUUUGCAUCUUUAGGGGAAGCAGGUGUUUGAAUUCUGUCUACGUGGAGGAGGAUGCUUGUUUGCUCUGCAGAGCCAGCCAGCAAUUGCUCAUUAUGUGUCCCACCUCGCUGUGCUCCGUCUUGUGAUUUGAUCUUUUUUUAAAAAAAAUAAAUUUAUUUAUUUAUUUUUAACCGCGUUGGGUCUUCGUUGCAGUGCACGGGCUUCUCUUGUUGCGGACCACGGGCUCUAGGCGCACGGGUUUCAGUAGCUGUGGCUUCUGGGCUCUAGAACGCAGGCUCAGUAGUUGUGGCGCAUGGGAUUAGUUGCUCCGCGGCAUGUGGGAUCUUCCCGGACCAGGGAUCGAACCCGUGUCCCCUGCAUUGGCAGGCAGAUUCUUAACCACUGUGCCAACAGGGAAAUCCUUGAUCUUUUUAAAGAGAAUUCUUUUCCAUUGUGAUUUAUUACAGGAUAUUGAAUAUAGUUCCCUGUGUUAUGCAGUAGGACCUUGUUUAUCCAUUUUACAUAUAAUAGUUUACAUCAGCUAACCCAACCUCCCAAUCCAUCCCUCCCCCACCCCCUCCCUCUUGGCAACCACAAGUCUGUUCUUUACGUCUGUGAGUCUGUUUCUGUCUCAUGGAUAAGUUCAUUUGUGUCAUAUUUUGUGAUUUGGUUUUGAAGAGACAGGAUGGAAGGGGAGGGGAGGGCGUUCUUUUUCGUCUUGGGUUGAUCACAGCACCCCUACAGUGCUGUGAAGGGCCCGAGAAAUCUUGUUUAUAAGCAUUUAUGGGUAUGUGGUGCAGAAAUUCUGAGCUGUUUUUUCUGCUAUAAGGAAAGAGGCAGGACUCUGGGUAUUUUUUGCUUUUUCCUGCUUCUCAAUCCUGGCUGUCUUCUUCUUGCUGAUUUCUUUACGCACAUUUUCUCCCAGUUUGGCACUAGGAGAGGCCAAGAGCUCUCACGUGUGCUUUUCUGUGGAGGGGGUCUCAAUGAGCCUUCCCUUCUUCUAACUCUGCCCCCGCUCCCCAUCCCCCCAAUAUUUGUCUUCUAGUCAAUUCAAAAGAUUUCUCUGUUGAGUGAGCAAUCCUAUCAGAAAAAGAAACACUAGAAAACAAAAAAGAUUACAGGCAUAAAUAGUAUACAACAAAUCAAAAAGAAUCGUGCCAUAGAAACUUAUAAACAGUAAUAUAAUUCAGAAAAAAAUUAUAGUUUUGUUGAGAAGCUGUUAAAACCACAGCGGUCCUGAAUUUCAACAUCUUAUCUGACACUGGCUUUGGAAUUUGAGAAUCAUCCAUUUUGAGGAAAUAUACAAACUCCUUUCCCUUCCCAUUUCCCAACUCAUCUUCCGACGUGUGCCCUGAAUCCCUAGGAAUUUGAUUUCGUGGGGUUUGGGAAAUCAGCUGGGUCUAAAAUUGACAUGGAGCUUGUGGAAGGAAAAAAGGCAGCAGAUCUGGGAGAUUAAGGACAGAUGUAUAGGAAGUAAACUGCUCUACCUCAAGUCGAUUUCUCAUUGUCCCUGAGUGGGUGAGUAGAUUACCUGCUUUGUGGACCAUCUAUCACCUGGAAGCGCCUAUCCUUCAUGGGGCUGAACUAAGAGAGUAGAAUUAGGACCACAAAUAGCUGGUUUAUGGGGCAUCUGAUGAGGGAAGGAAGGGGGAGGGAAUAUCUCAGAUUGCAUUCUAAGGCCAGUUAGAACUCCCUGGAGAGGUAGCACCUAUAGUUGUUAAGACCAGGGAUCCUCACCUAGAGCCAGGUAACCUGGAUUCAAAUCCUGCGUCUGCCAUUUCCUGGCUGUGUGAUGUUGGGCAAGUAACUUGAUCUCUCCCUGCCUCCGUUUCCUCAUCUGUCAAAUAGGGAUAAUCAUUUUUACCUUAUAGGAUUGCUAUCAAAUUAAACUAAUAAAUAUAUAUAUGAGAAGUGAUUAGAAGGGUUUCUGAUUCAUAGUAAAAAUGAGCAUUAGCUAUUGGUAAUAUUUUUUGUUAGGUCACCCACUGUUUUUGUGUCAUCCAGGCCAUCCCUCCUUACAGGUAGCUAAUUAAGAGCUCACUCUGGGGAAUUCCCUGGCGGUCCAGUGGUUAGGACUCCACACUUUCAUUGCCGAGGGCAUGGGUUCGAUCCCUAGCUGGGGAAUUAAGAUCCAACAAGCCGCAACGCGUGGCCAACCCUAUGACAGGGAAGACCCCUUCCAUUGCUUUUCUGGAUUAGCAGAGCCAUCCUUACAAACCUUAAUUAAGAAGGGAAAAUAAUAUGUGACAGCAGAGCUGAAGAAGAGGACCCAGUGGCUGAGAGGGGAAGGCUGGCCUUCCGCAGAGAAAUCUACAGUUCAGAUAACUCCUCUUGUCCAUGAGAGAAUGGAAUGCUUGCAAAUAAUAUCUGAGGCUGGGCCCAAGGUGGCAAAAAACUGGAGACUGACAGAUUAUGUUUAAAGUGUUUACUUUUAAAAUUUUUUGGCCACACUGCCCUGCUUGUGGGAUCUUAGCUGCCUGACCAGGGAUCUAACCCAGACCCCACCAGUGAGAGCACUGAGUGCUAACCACUGGACCGCCAGGGAAUUCCCAAAGUGUUAACUUUACGGUUACAUAUUUCCACGUUCACCAAUUCCUAAGGAAACACUAGCCAAACAUAUCAGGAACCCUGGCAAGUUAUUUGUGACGUAUUUUUUGAGAUGUGACUUUGAAACACCUCAUCAGAGCCCUGGGCCCUCUGGCUUCAGGGUAAAUGUUAAUAUAGUUAAAUUGCGGGGAGGAAGGUAUGAGAUUGUUUCUUCCCUUCAUCAGCCUUUAGAAUUUGCCAUGAGAGGUGGAGAACAGCUAGUAGCUUGAUCUAACGUUGUAAGUUCAGGGGCAAAACCCUGGCUAAAUAUACAAGAUAGUUUCUGAAUCGUUUUUGGUCCUCUGUGCCUGAGUUGGUGGGGAGAUUCACCCCCACCUGCAACUUUGCUUUCUUGCAGGACGAUGGUUGCCCCCGAUGGUUGCCGCUUGAACCUGGACCCCAGGUACUACAGGCUCUGCGAUAAGAAGGCAGCCUGGGGUAUCGUCUUAGAGGCCUUGGCGUCGGUGGGCGUCGUGACCUCGGUGGCCUUCAUGAUCGCCCUCCUGGUUUUCAUCUGCAAGGCCCAGGACUCCAACAGGCGUAAAGUGCUCCCCACCCAGUUCCUCUUCCUCCUGGGUGUGCUGGGGGUCUUUGGCCUCCCCUUCGCCUUCAUCAUCCGCCUGGAUGGCAGCACGGGGCCCACACGCUUCUUCCUCUUCGGCAUCCUCUUUGCCCUCUGCUUCUCUUGCCUCCUGGUUCACGCCUUCAACCUGACGAAGCUGGUCCAAGGGAGGCAGCCCCUCUCCAUGCUGGCGAUGCUGGGCCUGGCCCUGGGCUUCAGUCUGGUGCAGGAUGUCAUCGCCAUCGAGUACGUGGUCCUCACCAUGAACAGGACCAACGUCGACAUCUUCUCCGAGCUUUCUCCUCCUCGGCGCAACGAGGACUUUGUCAUGCUGCUCAUCUAUGUCUUCUUCCUGAUGACGCUGACCUUCGUCACGGCCUCUUUCACCUUUCGGGGAUCCUUCACUGGCUGGAAGAGACACGGGACCCACAUCUACCUCACUAUGCUCCUCUCCAUCGCCAUCUGGGUGACGUGGGUCACCCUGCUCUUUGUUCCUACCCCCGGCCCCCAGUGGGAUGACACCAUCCUCAGUUCAGCCUUGGUGGCCAACGGCUGGGUUUUCCUGUUGGCUUAUAUUGCACCCGAGCUGCAGCUGCUUACAAAGCAACGGAACCCCAUGGAUUACCCUGUGGAGGACGCUUUCUGUAAACCUCAGCUCAUGAAACAGAACUAUGGUGUGGAGAACAUAGCUUAUUCUCAAGAGGGAAUCACUCAAGGUACUGAAGAGACAGGUGACACGUUCUAUGCCCCGUACUCCACCCAUUUCCAGCUGCAGAAUCGGAGCUCCCCAAAGGACUUCUCCAUUCCGCGGGCCCAGUCCCGGGUUAGCCCUUACAGUGACUAUGAAGGAAGGAAAGAUGUCAGUUAACACGUCCCGAAGGGUGGGAUGAACACAGCGAGUCAGCAGAGCCAGCGGGGAGUUCGUGGGAUGCGGGCUGAGUCCUGAGUCUUCCCAGGAAGCUGUACAGAACAUCACAGGAAGACCUCGCCUCCCUGCAGCCUUCAGCCAUGAUUCUUCUGUUCUGGGGUUAAUGAGGGCCGACGGGACCGCAGAUCUCAGCAGCACUGUAGUUGUUUCCUUUGUCCCAUAGUUAGGCUCCUUCUCUCGAGUGGGAGUCUUGGGCAACUCAGGGUGGCCCUUAACCGUCCCUGCCAUCUUACACAUGACUCAGGCUCCGGUCAUCUGACCACACACUGGCUCAUUCAGCCUCAGAAGCCAACUUUUCCAACUGUGGGCUGAUUCUGUGAGAAUCGCUUGGCUCAGAGCAGAGCUCAUAUCUGAGCAGACCAGCAAAGGCCCGUCUCUCACAUCACCCCGCCCACAUCUACACCGGAAGCCAACUUACCCACACCUCCCUUCACCUCCCAUCACCUCCCGGAUGGCAGGCACUAAAAGUCACCCGAAAUUUGCUAACCUCUGUGAUGCUGCCUAACCAGGGUCCCCAGCGCCAAUUCACUCCCAGACUCACCGUUGGUCCCCAGACUCACCUCCCUGCCCCCUGUGCUUCACCGGGAGAUCUCCCUCCAGCCCUCACCAGCAUGGACAAGCCCAGUUUCUCUCUGCCAGGAGAAUGUGGGCACUGGGUUGCUCUAAGUUCUGCUCAGUGCUCUAAGCACUGAUUCUUCUCCCAUCCCCUCGCUCCUCAGACCGUGUUCACCCCCCGCGUUCUGGAAGUGGGUAUUGUCCACUCACGGGGGAGCGUGCCUUGUAAAAUAAGUUACUCACUGUUCUUCACUGGAGAUGCAAUAAAGGUGUGGUGGCA
Orcinus orca (killer whale) is the source of this 6532-nucleotide messenger RNA. It is a transcript of the gene GPRC5A, whose product is annotated as G protein-coupled receptor class C group 5 member A. Gene Ontology annotation, molecular function: G protein-coupled receptor activity; protein kinase activator activity. Gene Ontology annotation, biological process: G protein-coupled receptor signaling pathway. The transcript has 3 exons. Bases 4570 to 5637 code for a protein of 355 amino acids. The record is from RefSeq and is a predicted model, not a curated record. NCBI's taxonomy places the organism in Eukaryota, Metazoa, Chordata, Mammalia, Artiodactyla, Delphinidae. Gene Ontology annotation, cellular component: plasma membrane; intracellular membrane-bounded organelle; signaling receptor complex.